UCCAUUAAUUAACCACUUGUCUCUAAUUUCUCCACCAACUAACCUAUCGUUUAUCCUUUUUAUUUAUGACUCGAAGAAAAAAUCAACACACAUUAGAAGAAAUAAUAAAUACACAAAAAGUCAUAGGCAUAAAUAAUUGCACUAAAUAAUUCUCAAAGUUAGAAAGAAAAAAAGAAGAAAUAUCACAGUAUAGAGAGAAGCUAUGGAAGGGUUGCAAAGAUCUGCAGUUUCCUUCCGAAGACAAGGUUCAUCAGGAUUUGUUUGGGAUGAUAGAUUCUUACAAGAAGAAUUGAACAAAGCGAAUCAGAAUCAAAAUCAGAAUCAUCAAGAGCAAGACAAGGACGAGAUUCAUGAUGCACCUCCACAACUUGGAUCAAUCAACACCGUUCAGAGGAGUCGUUCAAACGGUGGAGGAAGAGGAUACCGUACCGGAAAAGUGUCUCCGGCGAUUGAACCACCGUCUCCUAGAAUCUCUGCAUGUGGAUUUUGUGGUGCUUUUGGAAAAACAGGGGAAAAGACUAAACCACCCAAGCAUCGAUCCAGUACUAAAGUAAACGCGGACGACGACGACCACAUCCCUGCAUACAAGCAACCAUUGCAAUAAAUUGAGUUACUAAAAAAAGGUUUUAUCUUCCUUCAGAUGUUGUUCACCCAUCAUGGCUAAAGCACUCACUAUGUCCUUUGAGUCCAUUGUUUAUCUCCAAUUAAGCAAAGUUGCUGCAUCUUUUAUAGUAUUGAUGUUUUCGGUGUUAUCUCUUUUUAUUUUAAACAAAUUAUGGGUA
Messenger RNA from Cicer arietinum (chickpea), 782 nucleotides. RefSeq lists its product as uncharacterized. The record is from RefSeq and is a predicted model, not a curated record. NCBI's taxonomy places the organism in Eukaryota, Viridiplantae, Streptophyta, Magnoliopsida, Fabales, Fabaceae.